CAAGACGGUCGCAAGACAGCCUGGGUUUCACGACGAGAAUUUAAAGGAGAUAAAGCAGAAAAUGGAUAAGGUGCCCGACCGCCUACCCUUUCCUGGUCGUCCCGUCUGCCAUCGCUGUCAGACUCUACUACGGGGUGAAGCAAUCCCAAACAGGCACAGGGUACACAAAUACAGGGUAAACAGGUACAAGGUAGAAAGACGAAUCCUGCCGUUACCCAAACCCCACGAGCAGCUCAAACCCCCAAGCUGUCGUAUCUGCUACCUUCUUGCUGACAUCAAGCACUCGUCAUUAUAUGCAACAUGUCGCGAUGAAGCAUUCCUUAGCAGUAGCCCUGAAGGCAUACUCAAAGUGUCUCGAGGCAAACAUGGUCCCUGGGGUAUAGAACCUUAUUUUAAUUUAUUUGGAUGGCUACGGGAAUGUUUGUUGUAUUGCCAUCAGUGGCAUGCCGAUUUAUUUUCGCACCUGCGGUAUGCAAGUAUGCAGCCCUUUCAUAUGUUUGGGGCGAUAACCCAACCCAUGUUCCCACCCCAAACAAGUUUUCACAGGUGGUUGUCGAUGCCAUCGAAGUCACCUUAUUGAUGAAACUUCGAUACCUUUGGGUUGACCGCCAUUGUAUCAACUCGAACGACGAAGCAGACAAACAUCAUCAGAUCUCUCAGAUGGGCAAUAUCUAUGCCAAUGCAGAAAUCACAAUCAUUGCUGCUGCAGGAACGGACCCUACCUACGGUCUUCCCGGAAUAAGCAGGCCCCGAAAACAACAUCCAGAUGGAUUUCCUUAUCUCAGCCAUCAAAUAAAGGAGUCCGUCUGGGCAAGCCGUGGUUGGACUUAUCAGGAAGGGUUCUUAUCACCAAGAAAACUUGUCUUCACCGAUUAUGAAGCCUCGUACCUCUGCGAUACAAUUUGCUUAGCUGAGCAUGCUCAAGACUCAAUGUCCAUAAUGGCAAGAGGUGUGGAUGAUCGUCUUAAAUCAUUUACGCUAUCUUACUCCGAAGAUGACAAAAUAAUAUAUAAAUAUAACAUGUACAGAGUCCACCAAAUGAUAAUCGAAUACAGCCGAAGACAACUAGGUUACCCUUCAGAUGCACUACAUGCAAUAAAGGGCGUUAUAAAGCUCCUAGAAAUCAAAGCGUUUACAUUAAUUUGGGGAAUUCCCAUACAUUACAACCUACCUAUGAUACACUGGUACCAUGAACAUCCAACUGAAAGACGCCCUGGCUUCCCCAGCUGGUCAUUCCUCGGCUGGAAUGGCCCCAUUCAAGUGCACCAGAUUCCCACCAGAUACUGCAUACAUUUCAAAGCAUCGUUAGGAGAUGGAGAAAACUUACUUUUCGGCGGAAAACGCAUGGCUAGCAUUGCUAGUGAACUAAGGGGACUUGGGGAAAAUGCACCUCGAUAUUUGCACCUGACAGGCUAUGUAGUUGAUCUGCCACUUAAAAACAUCCAGCAGACAAAGUCAGUACAGAACUCAGCUCGAAAGAUGAUCUGUGGUCACCAAGUCAUACCAGUACAGGAUACAGCACCUUCCAGCGGAAUAUAUGCGUCUCUAAAGAUGCGCCCCGGCCUUCGCAUCCUAGUUAAAACCAAUAUUGAUGAAAGCAAUUUUACGGCGUGCCACGUGCUCGGAUUCUUUAUCGGAACAGAUCUAGAGAAGGAUAUUGACCCGUCAAGUCGUGCAGAUUUCUUGCUAUUAAGACGUAGCGGCACGUGCUAUGAAAGGAUUGGUUAUUUAGCGUGGCGGUUGCGCCGAUUUUCCAACACAUUUUAUGACUAUGGGGAUUCCGUAUAUUUCAUAGAAUCUGAUGAUGUAUCAGAUGAAAUAAUAGAGCUUCCUAGGACACCAUUGUGGGCGGGGGAAGCUGAAAAGCGGACUGUUGUGGUAGGGUAACUUUGGGAAGUACUAAGAGGGUGUUUACCAGGCUAUCGUAUACAACAAACUACUUUAGCACUUAAAUAAUAGCUUUUAGGACAUCUCUAAUAAGAAUUAUUGUACAAACGUUGCUAUAAC
Molecule: messenger RNA, 2007 nt
Organism: Daldinia decipiens
Lineage: Eukaryota; Fungi; Ascomycota; Sordariomycetes; Xylariales; Hypoxylaceae
Product: heterokaryon incompatibility protein-domain-containing protein
Exons: 3
Coding region: 406-1887 (493 amino acids)
Source: RefSeq, a predicted model, not a curated record